UUUAACUAAAAUCAACUCAAACCCUAAUGAACACUCUUGCUCUGAGAUCUAGUUCGGUACUCACUGCAGCCCCUCUCUGUUACUCACGGCGUUCUCCUGAAGUUCACCUCUACCGCUGCCGAUUAAAUCACUGUAAUUUCUUCAUUUAGGAUUACGUUUUGUUUCAUUUUUGAAGCAAACUGUUAAAUUUACAUUCAAAUUAGAUCACCGUCCUGAUCAUAUAUUCAUCUCCACUUGAUUAAUCGCAAGGUUCAAGCAAUUUCACAAUCAAAGAAACGAAUUGAUCUCCGGAAUGGCGUUAACGAACUUUAUACUGACAGUUGCGGGGGUGAGCGCUGUGGUUUUACUGAUGAGGAGCGACGUUAAACAGUCUGCCUCCAUCUUCAAGCGCAACGUUCGUCAAAUUCGCCACUGGCUUGAGGAAGAGUCUGCUUCCGCCGCUAAGGGGAUGGAGAAGGCAAAGCCGAAGGAGAUACCUCAGAAGGACAUCCCCAAAGACGACAAACACUAGAUUGAUUCCUCUGUCGAAAUACAUGCUUAUCAGAUGCCUUGCGAUUUCUCAACUACCAUUUCAAAUUUUGUUCCAUAACAUAUGACUAAUUUAGACUCCCCAUUAGUGUAUGUAUCCUGUUAAAUAUACUUUUGCCAUUUUUGGUAUUGGCAAAAUGAGUUAUUUUCACAUACUGUGUCACCAUAGAGCUUUCAAAAUACUAAUUGACAUGAACUGAACUCUCUUGUAAGAUGUAAUAAUCAUGAUCUCUCAGAUUCUCUUGUAUCUUUGAAGCUACUAGGUCAAAUAACAUUUGAGACAUCAGUUGUUUUUUAUUU
Molecule: messenger RNA, 828 nt
Organism: Solanum tuberosum (potato)
Lineage: Eukaryota; Viridiplantae; Streptophyta; Magnoliopsida; Solanales; Solanaceae
Exons: 2
Coding region: 293-511 (72 amino acids)
Source: RefSeq, a predicted model, not a curated record